GUGCAUUGUACAACUCCAGCUGACACAGUAAACAAACCCCAGGAGAGACAGGAGUUUCUCUUAUUUUAUCAAUUAUUCCUAGAGGACAUGCACUAGUAUGUUCCAGGGAAGGAAGGAUGAUAAGGACAAGCGUCCUAGGAGAGGAGGAGGCCUAGCACAGCUUGGACUGAUGGAUGUGCCAGGCAUUGAUGACAUGUAUGAUGAGAACGACGCUGACCUUGAAGCAGAGCUGCUCGCUCUCACUGGUGGCGGAGGGCGCAAACCACCUCAGAAAGGCAAGACUGUAGUGUCUCCGGACCAGCUAGCCAAGAUGGUUGCUGACUGUAUGAGAGACGACUUUGAUGAUCAAGAUUUUGUAGAUGAAGAGGAUCCAGAGUUAUUGGCGGAAUUAUCUGCUCUUAGCCCAUUAGAUGAUGACGAUAUGAGCACCCAACCAGCUCCUACGGUUCCUACUAGGCCCGCUCCAACUGUUCCAAAUCGUCCAUCUCCUGUCAGUGAUUAUCGUAAUCCUGAACCCAUGGCUCCCAGGCAGGCACCCAUGUCUGGUGGUGGUAAUCUUCUUGGUUUACUGGCAGAGAGAAUUUCUAUGUAUGAACAGGCAGAAGCAAAUGCCAAGGCAAUUGGAGAUACUUCUAGGGCUCGAAGAUUCAAUCGAGGGCUGAAAACGCUGAAUCAGAUGCAGAAGGCUGUGAAGGCAGGUCGUCCUAUUGAAGAGACUGAGAUCCCUCCAGCUGUUGUUAUUAAAAUGAGUGGCGGUAGCACUGGAGGAUCAGCAAACACAUCUUCUACUGCUUCUCCUGCAGCUUCAUCACCACUGGAUGAGUGUGGUCCACCUCCAAGAGAAACCCUUCCUGCUUCUAUACCUCAUGAUGUUGUUUUCCAAGACCAGUCUAAGCCUAGACCAGAACCUGCACCGAGAUCAAAUCCAGAGAAGCGGCCAUCUCCUGUUCACGAGGGCAGCCCAUCACCAGGAGUGCCACUACAGAGAACUACAUCAUCAUCCGGACCUCCACUCCACCGGACUAUUUCAUCAUCUGGACCUCCACUCCAGCGAACAUGUUCAUCGUCAGAUCCUGCUAAUAUUAUCCGAAGUCUUCACAGCGAAUAUAAAAUGGCAGCACUUGCAUCAAAGAAGCAAGGAGAUAAAGAAAGGGCUAUUCAGUACAUGAAAAUUAUGAAACAGAUGGAACCAAUGCUUAGAGCUGCUGAGGGUGGUCAGGCAGUUGACCUGGCCACUUUACCUGGACCCCCUGGUACUCACAUUACUCAACCAGCAGUUCAAGAAACAAAACCUGUUACACACCCCACAGCUCGUGAACCAAACAUUGCAAUAAGUUCUGCAGUACUUGAGCCUCCAAGUGGUACACCAGUAGAGUCAGUCAGUCCAGUGGGCAAUAUUGACUCUGCCCCUACUGGACCACCACCCCCCUCCACAGUCCUUGAGGCUCUGGAGCAGAGAUUAGCAAAGUAUGUUGAACAGCGAGAAAAAGCAAAGAAAGAGGAAAAUUCUCGUAAAGAACGUAUGAACCAACGCAUUAUAAAACAGUAUGAAGAUGCCAUUAAGAAACACAAAACUGGGAAACCUGUAGUCUUCGAUGAACUUCCUACUCCACCUGGCUUUCCUCCUAUUCCUGUUGGUGGCAGUACAGCAGACCCUGCUGCUCUUGCUCCUGCUCCUGCUCCUGUUCCUGCUCCUGUUCCUGUUCCUGCAUCUGCUGUGGAGGAUAACAGGGAUAAUACAGCAGGGCCUCCUCCAAAACAACUUAGAACAGCACAACCAGCUGCUGCACAGCCACCUGCCGCUGCUCCAAAGCCAACCCCGCCAGUUAAUGUGAGACAAGCUCCUCAGUCUAGAGUGGAAAAACAGCUUGCAUUCCUUACUAAAAGACAAACACUGUUCAAGCAAGCAGCCCUUGAGGCCAAGAAACGUGGAGAGAUUGAGCAAGCUAAGGAAUACCUCCGUAUGAGCAAAGGCUUCGACCAGCUCAUUGAAGCAACUCGUGGUGGACUGCCAGUUGAUAUGAACACGGUACCUGUCCCUCCUCAAGAACAGAUUCCUCCAACUGGCAUUGAUUUUGAGUUUGUGAGUGCAGAUGACUGUGUCGUUGCUCCGACCAGUACAAGUGCCGACAUUGCCAUCACUUACACAAAACUUGAAGAGGAUCUUGUUGCUCAGAUAAAAAUGUGUGCUCAAACUCGGGAACACUUCAAAGCUACUGGUGAUGUGACAAGUUCAAAUCGAUUUGAACAAUUAAUCCUCCACACUAAAAAAGAUUUGGAUGCAGUUCGAGCAGCUUUUAAAAGAGGAGAUACUCCUCCAAGGUUCCACUAUGAAAAUAGGUCUUUUAAUAUUAUUCAAUGCAACACAGACUUGAAUGAUUCAGACUGUGAAGUUUCCAUUGUGCGAGGGAUUAACUUCAAUGUUCAAAACCCCACUGAUGUUGACACAUACCUUAAGAUAGAGUUCCCAUAUCCCACAGAUAGCCCUCCUCAAGAUCGCAGUUAUGUGGUGAAGGAUACUAAUAACCCAGAAUACAACCACAAAAUUGUUUUCAGCAUAGAUCGUAAAUCUCGGGCUUUAGCUCGAGUCUUCAAAAGACAUGCUCUCAAGGUGCAAGUUUAUGCUAAAGGGGGCUGGUUCCAUCGUGACACACUCUUAGGAGGUGUUAAAGUACCUUUGGUGACUUUAGAAACAAAAUGUACCUUACACGAGUCUUAUGAUCUUAUAGACGAGAGGAAACGCAUGGUGGGAGGAAAGUUGGAAGUCAAAAUUCGUGUGAGGAAUCCCAUAGUCGCCAAGCAACUCGAGAAAGUCACAGAAAAAUGGUUGGUUAUUGAUGGUUUUUAACAAUAAGAUAUAUAUAAAUAUGUACAGUAAGAUAUUACACUUUAUUGAAUGUAAAAAAGAAAAAAGCUAGUUCCUGUUUUUUGCUUUGCCAUGACCAUUAUAGUGCUGAGGAAUGUCAGUGUAUAUAAUGCUAUAUUAUAACCAGGAAUAUCCCUAGUGGUAACAUUUAAGUAAUUGUAUCAGUUUAAAAUUUGUUCACAUAUUUUAUUGGGAAAUUAUCACAAAUGGUGUAAUUUGUCUUGUGUUCAAAAUCAAAUAAUUUUUCUCUUAGUCGUUAAAUGGCCAAAUGGGUUGUAUUAGACAACUUUGUGUACAUGUAAACAAAAAAAAAACUUUUCGUUACAGAAUUUUAACUUCAAUGUCUUUAUACUCGGAUGUGAAAUACUCUAUAUAGGUUUUUUUUUUUUUUUUUUUUUUUUUAAACUGACUGUUCAAGAAAAUAUAUUUUAACUGUCGGAAUUUAUAUUAGUUUGUAAAAGAAAUAAUUUAAGAUAUAGAAACGAAUAAUUUGAUAUUAAUACAUAACUGACUAGUUAUCACUUACAUAUAGUGUUAAGGCCAAACAAUUUUGUUGGACAUGUCCAUUUAGGUAACGAAUAUUAACAUUGGAUUAGUCAGUUUAUACAUGUCUAGUGUUAUACUGUAAAGGGGUUUUGAUUGUGAUACUACAGUAUAAUACAUAUCACUUCAUUAAAAUAUUUAGAGGCUAGAGUUCAAAACCUUAUUUUGAAUACAAUAUAGGCUUUUAGCUUUGGUCUGAAAGUCUACUUUCAAGUGCCUGCAUCUACAUUUGUUCAUAGGUAUAAUAAUGUUCUCAACUUCAGUGUUUAAUUAAUCUUUGUGCAUUUACACUAUCUGAUAAGCACAUACUGUACUCCAUAAUUUGUAUCAAUACAGCUUCCAGCAGGCUUGUCUUUUUUUCUACCCCCACAUUUCUACAAUUCAACAUAA
This is a messenger RNA of Cherax quadricarinatus, 3799 nucleotides long. RefSeq names its product lethal (2) giant discs 1 (gene l(2)gd1). Gene Ontology annotation, molecular function: DNA-binding transcription repressor activity, RNA polymerase II-specific; RNA polymerase II cis-regulatory region sequence-specific DNA binding. Gene Ontology annotation, biological process: regulation of transcription by RNA polymerase II. NCBI's taxonomy places the organism in Eukaryota, Metazoa, Arthropoda, Malacostraca, Decapoda, Parastacidae. Gene Ontology annotation, cellular component: nucleus. The record is from RefSeq and is a predicted model, not a curated record.